This is a messenger RNA of Linnemannia hyalina, 921 nucleotides long. The record is from the annotation of a GenBank genome assembly. NCBI's taxonomy places the organism in Eukaryota, Fungi, Mortierellomycota, Mortierellomycetes, Mortierellales, Mortierellaceae.
AUGUCCGGACCUUUCCACUACGAGGAAUUUCUCGACAUCCAUCAGUUCGUACUCAACUUCAUCAUCCUUCUCGCCUGUAUACACGUCAUAUGCACCUGCUGUUACCGGUUCCCAUCUCUAAUCCGCCUUGUCUCGGGAUGUUGUCUUGUCGUCGCCAGCUUGGCCUACCCGAUCGGGAUCUUUGUCAAGAUCAGUCAACAUAAUGUUGGAUUUGGUGGAGGAUGUAACGGAUACGAGUACGAGUACGACGACUCUGGAUCUGAGGCAGAUAUGGAUGGUCAGGAGCAGCACACCGUUAUGAAGACGCGGUGUUAUAUGCAGUACUUGAUUGGGACCCUGAACAUGUUGAUGGCGUGCCUGUUGGCGGCAGAGGUUGGGCUGUCAUGGCGGAUGAGUCGGGAUUGGGAGUACCUAGAUCUGGUCGCGAAGGAGAGACAGGAUAUCGAGUUGAGGGAGAUGCAAAGGCGAGAGCGAGCCAUGAUGGUGCAUCAAUAUCAGCCCGACUUGACUCUGGAAGAUCAUGGUGAUGACACGAACGAUUCUACGGGAGAAGAUGAAUUGCCAGAGUACCAGCAGAGGGAGACGACCGUUGGGUUGGGGCGAUUAGUCGAUAUGGGUGACUUUGUCAACGGAGAGGCUGAGGAGGUUUGCCCACACCCUUACAUUGAGCAGGAAGAAGGAGAAGGAGAAGGUCGGGAUACAGGAUACCUGGACCCGUCGCCGUUUUCCGCGGAGGAUAUCGAGGCCCAGGCAGGACAGCCAACACCUUUGACGGAAGGAAGUGAAGGAGGAGGAGGAGGGUCGAGAACAAACGGCGAUAGCGAAUCAGAGGUUGCGAUUGAGGCUGAGGCAGAGGAAGGGUCCAGAUUGAGUACAGUCGUUGUUGUGCCGAUGGGCUUGCCUCCAAGCUACACGCCUUGA